Didymosphaeria variabile is the source of this 840-nucleotide messenger RNA. RefSeq lists its product as uncharacterized. The coding region runs from base 1 to 840 and encodes 279 amino acids. The record is from RefSeq and is a predicted model, not a curated record. NCBI's taxonomy places the organism in Eukaryota, Fungi, Ascomycota, Dothideomycetes, Pleosporales, Didymosphaeriaceae. The transcript has 2 exons. Gene Ontology annotation, biological process: intronic box C/D snoRNA processing; rRNA processing; tRNA 5'-leader removal. Gene Ontology annotation, molecular function: RNA binding. Gene Ontology annotation, cellular component: nucleolar ribonuclease P complex; ribonuclease MRP complex.
AUGGGCAAGAAGAGGACAAACGACGGGAAAGAAAAGAGAGCAGCGUCGAAAGCGGCUGCGCACAUUACACCCCCGAACGACACGCCUCCAGGCGCACAAGCUCCCCAUUCCUCGAGCACACCUUCAGUAAAGAAAGCAAAUGCGGAUCAAACGCCAAACACCAAAAAGCAGAAGAUUGAGAAGUUGGAAGGUAUACCUGCCAACCCAAAACAACCUCACCAGACUCCUUCUCGAAAGCAGAAUCGCAAAAAGCUCCCCAAACUACCGCCUAAUGCUGCUAUAGCGAAACGCCCUCUCCACCACCCCGCAAUCCCCGCGCCCUUUGCUUCCUUGGAGCAUCCAAAAAUCCUCUACAUCUCACACUCAACCCCCUUCAUUCCGACCGUAAAACGCAUUCGCCGCCUACUCCUCGAGAUCUCCAAGCGACAAGUGCAAUCACAAGCCUCACAAAUAUCUCGGCAGCGACGACAAGGGCGGAAUCGAAAACCACUGGCACCGAACGGGCGUCUUGCGCCGGAGGAUGUGGAGCGGGAGAUUGCUGAAGAAGGUAAAGAUGAGCGAGGUGAUGUAGGCGGAGAGAAGGUGUAUGUCAAGGCGACGGGGAGGGCGAUCGAGCGUGCCUUGAGAUUUGGCGUGCAUUUCCAGGGGGAGAGUGAUUGUACGGUGAGGGUGGAAACAGGCAGUGUGAUGGCGGUGGACGACAUCGAGAUACGGAAUGUUGAAGAGAGAAACGCCAGUGGCGGCGGUAUUGAGGCAAAUGAGCAGUUGAAUGAUGAUGAUGUACCUGAGAUGAGGGUGAGGAUGGUAAGCUCGGUCACGGUGGUUAUUGGGUCAAGGUGA